GCCUAUGUGUGUCGCUGGACCAGCCCACUGAGACUCCUGCUGCAGUGUACGCCCGCCACACAUUUUUUUUUUUGUUUAGUGCUGCAAAUCCCCAGCAAAACGACGCCAACACUGAAGUCGCAUAAACAGAAGAUGCCCUUACCCGUGCAGGUGUUCAACUUUCAGGGUUCUGUGGAGCCAAUGCAGAUCGACGCAGACCCCCAGGAGGAUCAGCAGAAUGCGCCGGACACCAACUACAUAGUGGAGAACCCAACGCUGGACCUGGAGCAGUAUGCGGCCAGCUACAGCGGACUGAUGCGCAUCGAGAGGCUCCAGUUCAUCGCAGAGCACUGCCCUCAGCUCCGAGUCGAGGCCCUGAAGAUGGCCCUCACCUUUGUCCAGAGGACCUUCAAUGUGGACACCUACGAAGCGAUCCACCGCAAACUCACAGAGGCCACACGGGAAGCGCAAGGUGUGCUGGACGCAGCGCCAGAAGGCGGCGUCGUUCCUCCUCCCUUGGACUCGGCCUGGGCUGAAUCCACCAGCAAAAAGGCUCUACUCAAACUGGAGAAACUGGACACCGAUCUCAAAAACUACAAAGGCAACUCCAUUAAAGAGAGCAUCAGGAGAGGCCAUGAUGACUUGGGAGACCAUUACCUGGACUGCGGUGACCUCAGUAACGCUCUUAAGUGCUACUCCCGGGCCAGAGACUACUGCACCAGUGCUAAGCAUGUCAUUAACAUGUGUCUGAAUGUCAUCAAGGUUAGUGUUUACCUACAGAAUUGGUCGCAUGUGCUAAGCUACGUGAACAAGGCAGAAUCCACACCAGAAAUUGCAGAGCAAAGAGGAGAGCGGGAUAGCCAGAAUCAAGCAGUCCUCACUAAAUUAAAAUGUGCUGCAGGACUGGCAGAGUUGGCCUCCAGGAAAUACAAACCGGCUGCCAAGUGUUUCCUGCAGGCUUCUUUUGACCACUGUGACUGUCCAGAGCUCCUGUCACCCAGUAAUGUAGCUGUGUACGGGGGCUUGUGCGCUCUGGCCACGUUCGACAGACAGGAGCUCCAACGUAACGUCAUCUCCAGCAGCUCCUUUAAGUUAUUUCUAGAGUUGGAACCUCAGAUCCGCGACAUCAUCUUCAAGUUCUACGAGUCCAAGUACGCCUCGUGUCUCAAGCUGCUCGACGAAAUGAAGGAUAACCUCCUGUUGGACAUGUACCUGGCGCCGCACGUCAAGACGCUGUACAGCCAGAUCAGGAACAGAGCCCUCAUCCAGUAUUUCAGCCCCUACGUAUCAGCAGAUAUGACGAAGAUGGCUCAAGCCUUCAACACCACAGUAGCAGCUCUGGAAGACGAGCUCACCCAGCUCAUACUGGAGGGUCUCAUCAACGCUCGGAUCGACUCCCACAGCAAGAUUCUGUAUGCGAGGGACGUGGACCAGAGGAGCACCACGUUUGAGAAGUCGCUCCACAUGGGGAAGGAGUUCCAGAGACGAGCCAAAGCCAUGAUCCUCCGAGCUGCUGUGCUGCGCAACCAGAUCCACGUAAAGUCUCCACCCAGAGAAGGCAGCCAGGGAGAACUGACACCAGCCAACAGCCAGACCCGGAUGAGCACCAACAUGUGAGGAGGAAGUCCUCGUCGAACGGCCACCACAGACUAGAGGGGAAGGAUCACCGUUCCCCACCAACCCACACCACCUCACCCCGCCCUCCGUUUCUCAGCCGAAACGACACCCAAUGUAAAGACUCCCACGCUCCGAAAUGAUCUCUGUAUCUCCCCCCACCGUCAGGCGACGUGGGGGACUUUUGUUAGUCCGACGUGGAGAGUCGGGACAAGAUGUGUUUGGAUUAAAGCUCAGCACUUACGCUGUAAGUUACUGGUAGGAGAUGCACUUUGCUCUGCUUACACUUGAUAGAGACCUCGUUAACAGACCCAAGGUUUUAAAAUAAAAACGCCUACCAAAACUUGCA
Mugil cephalus (flathead mullet) is the source of this 1942-nucleotide messenger RNA. It is a transcript of the gene gps1, whose product is annotated as G protein pathway suppressor 1. Bases 133 to 1596 code for a protein of 487 amino acids. The record is from RefSeq and is a predicted model, not a curated record. NCBI's taxonomy places the organism in Eukaryota, Metazoa, Chordata, Actinopteri, Mugiliformes, Mugilidae. Gene Ontology annotation, cellular component: COP9 signalosome. The transcript has 14 exons.